AUGACACAGCUCCUCUCCAGAGUCUUGGUCGCACUGGCCGUGGGCAUCACGACAGUCCCCGCGGUGGGCGCCCAGAUGACCUCGGGAGACAUGGGCCCCGCCGCCUUCAUGUGGCCGCCGGACCGCGUCUGGUCGGCCGCUGCGGACAACACGGCCCCCUGCGGCUCCGUCGCCAGGGUCGGAAACAGGACUGGGUUCCCCCUGAAGAACGGAAAGAUUGCCCUGGUGGCCCAGGACGAGUCGUGGGAUGCCGUCCUCAGCAUCUCCUACCGGGCCGACCCCAAAGCCAAUACAGACUUUUCGACGCUUAUAGAUGCCAAGGCCUUUCGUGACAUCGACCCGGGCCACACGUGCGUGCCGGUAGCGGAUGCCCCGUCGUCGGUCAGAGCGGGGGCCAAGGCCACGCUGCAGAUCAAAUACAGCGCCGAGUUCGACAAGCCCGAGGUGGAGACGUUUUAUGCCUGCGCCGACAUCACCUAUGUCGAGCCGGCGCGCUUCACCACGGCGAUCCCGUGCUUCAACGCCACCGAGCCCAGUUCUGACCAAGACCUGGACGGCGGCAGCUCUCCGUCGUCGGACGUGUUCGCGGGCCCUUCGGAGGACAGGACCAGCCUGUCGGGCGGUGCCAUUGCCGGCAUCGUCGUCGGGUGUGUCGCCGGCGUUGUCGGGCUGGCCGUGGCGGCGCUGCUGGUCUACCGGAGGAAGCAGCAGCAUCUGCACAUGCUUCGCCGGCAGCGCUCGGCUCGUGGCGUCAAGUGGGAGGAGCAGUCUGGCCGGGACUCCAACUCGAACCCGAGCGUCAAGAUGCAGAACCUGUCGUAG
Messenger RNA from Hirsutella rhossiliensis, 822 nucleotides. Its product is annotated as GPI anchored protein. The record is from RefSeq and is a predicted model, not a curated record. NCBI's taxonomy places the organism in Eukaryota, Fungi, Ascomycota, Sordariomycetes, Hypocreales, Ophiocordycipitaceae. The transcript is spliced from 3 exons. The coding region runs from base 1 to 822 and encodes 273 amino acids.